GGCUUUGCAGAGACCACCCUCAGAGGUCUUUCUAGGACUCUCCAUGAUCACACCUCUGUCUCAAGCAGGGCCGUUGGGUGAACUUCGUUAUCAGAUAUCUCUAUCAGUAACCGCUUCUUCCUCCCCCUCCCUCACCCUGCAGAACAGAAUUGACAUCAGAAUAUAAAGUAUUUGGCUGAGAGGUCUUUUGAAGGCCUCUUCAAUCCUAGCAGUCUGAUUUUCACUGGAGUCUGAUGGUAAAGCGUCCUUUCUUCAGGAUCCAGUUCUUCCUAAGACUGGUUCCUGAGUUACUAAGGGGACACUGACUCUCCUCUGUGAUUCCAAGACAGAUGGCAGUUUCCUUGUACACCACUUUCUCUCCUUCUACCUCAAAGCUAAUUGUAAAGUCUGCUUUGUGGCACUCAUCCAGUCCUUCAGCCACUACAAUAUCGUGGGACAGAAGCUGGGUGUCAACCUGACCAUGGCACGGGAGCGUGGGCAGCUUGUGUUCCUCGAGGGACUCAAGUCUGCAGUGGACGUCUUCUUCCGGGCUCAAGAGAAGCCACACCCUCUGCAGUUUCUCAGGGAGGCCAAUGCUGGGAACUUGAAACCAUUGUUUGAGUUUGUACGGGAGGCCCUGAAGCCAGUAGACAGUGGAGAGGCUGGGUGGACCUACCCGGUGCUGCUGGUGGACGACCUCAGUGUGCUCCUGAGCCUGGGCCUGGGGGCGGUGGCUGUGCUGGACUUUAUUCACUACUGUAGAGUCACCGUGUGCUGGGAACUAAAGGGAAACAUUGUGGUCCUUGUGCACGACAGUGGAGAUGUGGAGGAUGAGGAGAAUGACAUCCUGCUGAAUGGCCUCAGUCAUCAGAGCCACCUGAUCCUGCGGGCUGAGGGCCUGGCCACUGGCUUCUGCAGGGAUGUGCAUGGGCAGCUGAGGAUCCUGUGGAGGAGACCAUCGCAGUCCACAUCUCAGCGGGAUCAGAGCCUCACUUACCAGUAUAAGAUACAGGACAGAAGCGUGUCCUUUUUUGCCAAAGGAAUGUCUCCUGCUGUUCUGUGAUCUGAUUUCGGAGCAGCUGAAGCUACAUGGGACUGUUUUUGGACGUGGAAGGUAGCACAACCUAGCAAGAGGUUCUCUUCUGUAGUAGUAUUUCGGGCUGGACUGGUGACUCCACAGUGACCAGGGAGAGUUGAAUGCUGCAGUGAUGGCAUACCUUGGCUAUUCUGGGCCCUGUUCGGAAAACACAAGGGACCAUGAUCCUACUUCUGCUGAGGGAGAGGCUGGAUGCUAGACCCCAGCGAAUGGGGUCCUUUGGAGCCUUUGUUUAAAUAUGCCUUAAUCCCAGCUGCCUAUUUUUGGUUGAUGUGCAUUUCAAAGCCAAAGUGGGUAUAAAUGCGCCAGCCAGGAAAUAAUCCCGGAUGGCAGGUAUGCAAGGUGACAACUGGGACAGUCAUGGCUGGAAUAAAGUACGUUUCCACAUUGG
Molecule: messenger RNA, 1466 nt
Organism: Saimiri boliviensis boliviensis (Bolivian squirrel monkey)
Lineage: Eukaryota; Metazoa; Chordata; Mammalia; Primates; Cebidae
Gene: ELP6
Product: elongator acetyltransferase complex subunit 6
Biological process (GO): tRNA wobble uridine modification
Cellular component (GO): elongator holoenzyme complex
Source: RefSeq, a predicted model, not a curated record